Telopea speciosissima is the source of this 1177-nucleotide messenger RNA. RefSeq names its product polycomb group protein FIE1. NCBI's taxonomy places the organism in Eukaryota, Viridiplantae, Streptophyta, Magnoliopsida, Proteales, Proteaceae. Gene Ontology annotation, biological process: negative regulation of transcription by RNA polymerase II. Gene Ontology annotation, molecular function: nucleosome binding; protein binding. The transcript has 13 exons. The record is from RefSeq and is a predicted model, not a curated record. Bases 34 to 1146 code for a protein of 370 amino acids. Gene Ontology annotation, cellular component: ESC/E(Z) complex.
GCUGACGUUUGUAAUUAGUUAUCGUUGCGAAGAAUGGCGAAGAGACUGCUAGGGUCCGAACCAGUGGAAGGGUCGCUGACACCGUCGAAGAAGGUAGAGUACAGGGUGACGAACAGACUCCAGGAGGGCAAGCGUCCUCUUUACGCCGUCGUUUUCAACUUCAUCGACGCCAACUACUUCAAUGUUUUUGCUACUGUCGGAGGCAAUCGUGUGACUGUUUACCAGUGCCUUGAAGGAGGUGUCAUUGAUGCCUUGCAGUCUUAUGUUGAUGAAGAUAAGGAAGAAUCGUUCUACACUUUGAGUUGGGCAUGCAAUAUCGAUGGGGCACCGCUCUUAGUUGCAGGUGGGAUCAAUGGUAUCAUUAGGGUCAUUGACACUGGCAGUGAAAAGUUAUAUAAGAGUUUUGUUGGCCAUGGGGACUCGAUAAAUGAAAUCAGGACUCAAGCAUUGAAACCAUCACUUGUGGUCUCUGCAAGCAAAGAUGAGUCUGUCAGGCUAUGGAAUGUGCAUACUGGGAUAUGCGUCUUGAUAUUUGCUGGAGGUGGGGGUCAUCGCAAUGAAGUCUUGAGCGUGGACUUCCAUCCUUCAGACAUAUACCGCAUUGCAAGUUGUGGUAUGGAUAAUACAAUUAAGAUUUGGUCCAUGAAAGAGUUCUGGACAUAUGUUGAGCAGUCUUUUACAUGGACUGACCUUCCUUCCAAAUUCCCCACGAAAUAUGUGCAAUUUCCUGUGGUCGUAGCUUCAAUUCACUCGAACUAUGUUGAUUGCAACAGAUGGCUUGGGGAUUUCAUCUUAUCAAAGAGUGUUGACAAUGAAAUUGUCUUGUGGGAACCAAAAAACAAGGAGCAUAUUCCUGGUGAGGGUGCUGUGGACAUUCUUCAGAAGUACCCUGUUCCAGAGUGCGAUAUUUGGUUCAUCAAGUUCUCAUGUGAUUUUCAUUACAAUGCAACAGCUAUUGGAAACAGGGAAGGCAAGAUUUAUAUAUGGGAACUGCAGUCCAGCCCCCCUGUCCUUAUUGCUAAGCUCUCUCAUAUGCAGUGUAAAUCUCCAAUCAGACAGACUGCCAUGUCUUUUGAUGGAAGCACCAUCCUUGGCUGUUGUGAAGAUGGGACAAUCUGGCGUUGGGAUGCAACUGCUACUCCAUAAGCUUGCCAGAUGAUAAACUCAGCCUUAUCCC